Rosa rugosa (rugosa rose) is the source of this 492-nucleotide messenger RNA. Its product is annotated as small ribosomal subunit protein eS27y-like. Gene Ontology annotation, biological process: ribosomal small subunit assembly; translation. The transcript has a single exon. Lineage: Eukaryota; Viridiplantae; Streptophyta; Magnoliopsida; Rosales; Rosaceae. Gene Ontology annotation, cellular component: cytosolic small ribosomal subunit; ribosome. The record is from RefSeq and is a predicted model, not a curated record. Bases 80 to 340 code for a protein of 86 amino acids. Gene Ontology annotation, molecular function: RNA binding; structural constituent of ribosome.
CACUCUCGCUGCUCCGUCUUCUGUAGAGGUUCCAGUUGUGGUCGCCGUUUGCUUCUUCGACCUUCAUUCAUCAAUCAAGAUGGUUCUUCAAAAUGAUAUCGAUUUGCUUCAUCCACCAGCUGAUCUGGAGAAAAGGAAGCACAAGCUCAAGCGGUUUGUGCAGACCCCAAAUUCUUUCUUCAUGGAUGUCAAAUGCCAAGGAUGUUUCAAUAUAACUACUGUGUUCAGUCACUCGCAAACCGUUGUGGUGUGUGGGAACUGCCAGACAGUGUUGUGCCAGCCUACUGGUGGGCGUGCCAGGCUCACUGAGGGUUGUUCCUUCAGGAGGAAAGGGGACUGAUUCUCCAGCUUAAUACACUUUUCGGUCUUGUUCAUUUAUGCAGAAGAGUGCUUUUGAGCCUUGAUUCAAUGAUGAAAGAAAAGAAAUGGGUGAAUGUUAUUGUGUUACUAUCUAGAAUUGCUUUUUGAUAUUUAAUUUUGUUAAAAUGGCUU